Pristis pectinata (smalltooth sawfish) is the source of this 1821-nucleotide messenger RNA. RefSeq names its product sulfotransferase 2B1-like. Gene Ontology annotation, molecular function: sulfotransferase activity. The coding region runs from base 64 to 921 and encodes 285 amino acids. NCBI's taxonomy places the organism in Eukaryota, Metazoa, Chordata, Chondrichthyes, Rhinopristiformes, Pristidae. The record is from RefSeq and is a predicted model, not a curated record. The transcript has 6 exons. Gene Ontology annotation, biological process: sulfation. Gene Ontology annotation, cellular component: cytoplasm.
UAGAGGUCGAGCUGCGGAGAGCCCGUGUGCCGUCUCCGCGUCCCUGUCACUGGCGGCUGGACCAUGAGUGAGCUCAAUGUUGAGUACGAGGGGCUGCUGUUCCCCAAACACGUCAGCUCGCAAGAAAGCCUGAGAUAUGCGCGGGAGGACUUCCAGGUCCGGGACGAUGAUGUUUUUAUUGUCACCUAUCCCAAAUCAGGUACCACAUGGAUGCAAGAAAUAUUGCCGCUAAUCUACAGCAACGGGGAUCUGACUCCAGUACUAACCAUUCAAAACUGGCAACGGGUUCCGUGGUUGGAGCAUAUACAUAGUAGAGUCCUGCUGGAGGAGAGACCAUCACCUCGGCUUAUUACAACACACUUUCAAGCACACAUGUUUCCAAAGACCUUCUUUAAGUCAAAAGCAAAAGUUAUUUACAUGGGACGAAAUCCAAGGGAUGCUCUUGUUUCAUCCUUUCACUAUCAUGGUAUAGCCUCAUUCUUGGAGGAUCCAGGCACCUUUGAUGAGUUCAUUGAGAAGUUCUUGGAAGGAAGAGUGAUGUAUGGUUCCUGGUUUGACCAUAUUAAGAGCUGGUGGCCAGCAAAAGAUCAGGACAACUUCUUGUUUCUAACCUAUGAAGAGAUGUUGCAGGACACUCGAAGUACUUUGGUGAAACUUGGGGAAUUUCUGGGAAAGCAGUUGAGUGACGACGUGAUCGAGACAAUUGCAAAUCAAAGCAAAUUCAACAACAUGAAGCAAAACAACAUGUCCAACUACAGCUUUGUACCCACAGAAAUGAUUAAUCAAAAGGAAACCAGCUUCUUCAGAAAAGGCAUUGCUGGAGACUGGAAAAACCAUUUUACCCCAGCCCAGACCGAACGUUUUAAUUCAGUGUAUGCCCAAAAAAUGAAAGGAUUGAAUUUUCCAUACUACAAAGACUGAAGUCACAAUAAUCGAUCUCCAGGACUGCAGACUUCAUAAAAUAUUUACUCAGCUUUUCUCAUUGCCGCUAAAUCCUAUUCAGUUUGCAAAGAAAUGUAAUGUUUCAAUGUUGCCUCACUUUGGAUUUACAUUCUUUCUGUAUUGAUGAGAUGUAUCCCAAAUAAUAACCCACACAAUAGAAUUCCCUAGUUGGGUACUGGUGCUGAUGAAACUUUUUCUACAUUUAGCAAGAUAAGUUGGAACAAUAUCAUAAUAAGGUCAAAAAGGUAUUUCUAAUUCCAAUUUUUUAAAUCUUAGAUCAACUUUGUUACUGUCAUAUUUACUGCUUUAUCAGAAAAUACGCUUCUAUAGCUGAAAACAAAAAUAAAACAAAAUGUUGUUCUAUAUUACCAACAGAUAAUAGGAAUAUGCUUUGCAAUUAAAAGAAAUUAUUAGAAGUCUAAAAAUAUUGAAAAUGUAUGUGCUUGAACUAAAAUUUUUAAUAUCACAAUAAUUUUCAGUAUUCUGUUGCUUUAAUAGCAAGGUGGAUGGCUUACUGGGUUGGGCAGUUUUAAUUCUGGGAUCCAAGUUUCACUUCAAUCCAUACCAUUGGGACAAAAUCUCUACUGUGAAAACCACCUGAAAUGGAGGCAUACCUGAUCCCUGAGAUACUUUAUUAACUGACGUGUCUCCAGAGAAGUGGUUUGGCUACUGCAGUCCCAUCUCCACCGUGGUGUGGUUGACAUAUUUUAUAUUUUAAAUUUUGUCUCCCUUAAAGAGCAAUGAAGAUUGUGUCUGAAUAACAAACCUAUGGUUGAAUGGUAUUAACUAAAGUUAAACAAGCUUCACGAUGCCAUAGUUUACAGUUCUGCUCCAUUAAAGAAGAUAUUAAAAGAACAACAGAAGUUUUGUUUGACUAAA